ACUAAACAGUUUUGAAAAUUACUGUAGCUUAGCCUGAGACGUUGUGAUUAGCUGCACCAAUUUGAAAUGGCCAGUUUGGAUGAUGACAGAACCUCCUCUGCGCAUGCUUUUUUAAAAUUUGGUUCAAUUUAUGAGCCACUUAAAAGCAUUAAUCUUCCAAAACCAGAGGGUGAAAGUCUGUGGGAUAAAUUAGACCAUUAUUACAGAAUUGUUAAGUCAACGUUGCUGCUUCACCAAAGCCCAACGACAGGUCUGUUUCCUACAAAGACGUAUGGGGAUAACCGAAAGGCAAAAGUACAUGACAGUCUUUACUGUGCUGCGUGUGCCUGGGCGUUAGCCCUUGCUUACAGGCGUAUUGAUGAUGACAAGGGAAGGACUCACGAGCUGGAGCAUUCUGCUAUAAAGUGUAUGAGAGGAAUUCUCUACUGCUACAUGCGUCAGGCCGAUAAGGUUCAGCAAUUUAAGCAAGACCCCAAACCAUCUGAAUGUCUUCAUUCUGUUUUCAGUGCACACACUGGAGAUGAGGUCUUUUCCCCUAAGGAAUAUGGUCACCUUCAGAUAAAUGCUGUGUCCUUAUUUCUCCUCUAUUUGGUUGAGAUGAUCUCUUCGGGGCUGCAGAUUAUCUAUAACACGGAUGAGGUGUCCUUCAUUCAAAAUCUUGUGUUUUGCGUGGAAAGAGCCUAUCGUGUACCAGACUUUGGUGUCUGGGAAAGAGGAAGUAAAUACAACAAUGGCAGUCCAGAGCUGCACUCAAGCUCCGUGGGGCUGGCAAAAGCAGCCUUGGAAGCAAUUAAUGGCUUCAAUCUCUUUGGAAAUCAG
Molecule: messenger RNA, 819 nt
Organism: Eurypyga helias (sunbittern)
Lineage: Eukaryota; Metazoa; Chordata; Aves; Eurypygiformes; Eurypygidae
Product: phosphorylase b kinase regulatory subunit beta-like
Exons: 8
Biological process (GO): glycogen metabolic process
Cellular component (GO): phosphorylase kinase complex
Molecular function (GO): calmodulin binding
Source: RefSeq, a predicted model, not a curated record